CAAAACACAAGGGGCUGACUUGGAUUUUAUCAGAGUCAUAGAUAGGUCUAAAUAGAAUCAUAUACUUGAUUUUGAGCGCUCGUUCUACCUUUUACUCAGAGACAUACAUAAUAUCCCAAACCAAAAUGGUAGUACUUGAUUUUGAGCGCUCGAAACAUUACUCUUUUUAUCAUAUGGCAGAUGAGGCAAAUGCAGCAAGGCUUGCUCAACUGGUGAAUCAAACAUUUGAUGAAGAUAAUGAAACAAACACUCCCAAGAUACAAAGAGUUGCUCUUUUUUUGCGUCAAAAUCGCAACUUUUAUAAGUAUUGCAUACCCAAGAUGAUAUCAUUUGGUCCUAUUCAUAACUGCAACAAAAAGCUGAGGCAACAAGGGCAACACUUGAAAAGUCAAUGGACAUCCCUCUACAUUGAAGAAUACAGUAAAGAAGCUUAUAAUGGUAACAAGCAAGAAGCAGCAUAUUAUUUGUAUGGAGUUGUGAAAAGCAACAUUGGGGAACUGAAGAAGCAGUACCAUGAGGAUGUACUUAAGGGCUUUACUGAAGAGGAACUGAUUUGGAUGCUGUUUGAGGAUGGAUGCUCUUUGCUUUAUUACAUGGACAACGUUGACUCGACACGUCCAGAAGCACUGAAGCUGAAGCUUGACUAGUUGAUGUACACUUGGAGAGACAUUGAAUUGCUGGAAAAUCAACUUCCAAUGAAACUGCUGCAGCAGCUGCUGAGCAAAACACAAGGCGCUGGACAAAAGUCGGAGACGAUUUUGAUUUUCAUCACAGACCUUAGGGACAAUUUCAAUACUUAUCCCCAUAAAUAAUAUUACCAUAUUUUCAA
Arachis ipaensis is the source of this 829-nucleotide messenger RNA. NCBI's taxonomy places the organism in Eukaryota, Viridiplantae, Streptophyta, Magnoliopsida, Fabales, Fabaceae. The record is from RefSeq and is a predicted model, not a curated record.